GCUGUAUCGCCAUCUGUCGUAGAAUAGAUCAAUCUUUUCUCGGUUCCUGAAUGGUGCUUGCGUUCAAGUUGAAUGGCUGUCUUGUGUUUACUCUCCGGCGUUUGCAGCAAAGUGUUCUUCGACAAUUAAAUUUUACACUACUUCUCUUCGCGGUUUGUAAAUAACAGCUCCAGGAUGUCCGAGUUGGUGCCUUUCAGCGUCCUCAUCGAUGAAUUGGAGACAUUAAUCAAACGAUUUCUGGACGGGAAACGCUCCGUCGAUGAUAUCGUCCAUUACAUUAAAACGGUGUCUGUACUAGACGGGGACAACUUGAGGCAGACUGUAGAUCAGGCCACCCGAAACGUGCUGACACUUCUGCUGCGAUCGGGCUUGGAAAGGAGGCCGGCAGACGAAAUCAUUAAACUCUCCAUUGCGCUCACCGUUAAAGAGGUGUGCUCGGGCAGCCUGCCAGGACUCCUGUUCUGCGACAUGUUCGACAGCCUGCCACUGAAUGAGAGCGAGGAGUUCUUUUCGCUCGUCGAAGACAAAGUCGACACCUGGAAAGAGGAGCUGUUCUUUAAAAACUGCAAGAACCAGCUGCUUAGAACGUGCAAUGAUCUUCUGCGGAGGCUCUCAAGGUCUCAGAACACCGUGUUCUGCGGGAAGAUCCUGGUCUUCUUGGCCAAACUGUUCCCGCUGUCGGAACGAUCGGGGCUGAACAUCAUCAGCGAGUUCAACUCGGAAAACAUCACGCUGUUCAGCUCCGAAGACUACAAAGGGAUGCCGAUGAAAGGGAGCCCUGACGACGACCUCGAAGAAGGCGAAACGGAUGACAUCAGCAGCACUGCCACCCUGUCGGUGGAUUACAACCUGUAUCGGAAGUUCUGGUCCCUCCAAGAGUACUUCCGGCAGCCCACGCUCUGCUACAACAAAGUACACUGGCGCCAGUUCACAUCUUAUUCCUCGGACGUGCUCUCGGUGUUCGGGAGCUUCAAACUGGACGACAUCAAAUCGGCACAGUGGACUCUGCCCGAAGACGCAGCUGCCUUGUCGGGAAAGUCCGUCUAUUUUGCAAAGUACCUCACGAGCCAAAAGCUGCUCGAGCUGGAGCUGAGCGACAGCAACUUCCGCCGCUAUGUCCUGGUGCAGUUCCUUAUCCUCAUCCAGUACCUGCAGUCCACAGUGCGCUUCAAACAAGAGUCACAAGUCUUGACGGAAGAGCAGUCGACCUGGGUCAAGAACACCAUGUCCCUCGUGUACAAGCUUUUGGAAGAAACUCCGCCCGAUGGUGUUGGAUUUGCAGCAAACAUCAAGCACAUUCUCCAAAGAGAGGAGUUUUGGAACACCUGGAAGAACGAAGGCUGCCCGGACUUCAAGGAGGCAAAGCCAGUCGACAUCGUCAAAGAGGGAAGACCCAAGCGCAAGCUCGGAGACGAAAUCAAGGCGGCGCUGGCGAACAAGAAAGUCAUCCUUGGAAAUGCGGAGAUGAACCGCCUGUGGAACCUGUGUCCGGACAACUGGGAGGCGUGCACCUCGCCCAAGCGGGACUUUGUGCCGAGCCUGGAGAAAUUCUUCGAGACAGCGGUGGAGCAGGCGGAUCCCGCGCACGCCAUCGAGAACCGUUACAAGAACGUGUACCAGGGCAACUUUGGGUGGCGCUCGCUGCGCCUUCUGUCGCAGAAGUCCCCGCACUUCUUCACGAGCAGCAACCAGCCCAUCAAGAGCCUGCCCCUGUACCUCGAGUCGAUGGUGCUGCGCUUGGCCAAGGAGCUGCCCCUCAGCACACAGAACUCCGCAUCGCAGGUCCUGGACGACAAAGCAGACGUGGCUGACUACGGAGCAGACGACAGCGAGGACGAACUGCUCAAGAACAACGAGGACGGGAACACAAACUCGCAUUCGAAGGCACCCGACCCCAAGAAAGACGUCUUGGGCAAGGAGCAGCUCCUCGCUUUGGCUUCUGCAUUGGCUUCGGAUUGGAUAAAGUUGGCGCCCCUGCUCAAAUUCAGCGAGGACGAGAUCCUCUACUUCUCCUCGGAGCACGGAGGCGACGCGGUAAAGCAGGCUCACCAGGCCUUGCUUGUCUGGGUGGAGCAAGAACCCCAGGAAGCGACGCCGGACGCGUUGCUCCACCUGGCGGACAAAGUCGGGCUGCGCGGGAAACUGGCACCCCUUCUGAUGGCAUCUCACUGAUCGGGUAGUUUUGCGAUUUCGCGUUCAUUAAACUCGUCUCAUCGAA
Ixodes scapularis (black-legged tick) is the source of this 2218-nucleotide messenger RNA. It is a transcript of the gene Hpr1, whose product is annotated as THO complex subunit 1. Gene Ontology annotation, cellular component: THO complex part of transcription export complex. Lineage: Eukaryota; Metazoa; Arthropoda; Arachnida; Ixodida; Ixodidae. Bases 175 to 2172 code for a protein of 665 amino acids. The transcript is spliced from 19 exons. Gene Ontology annotation, molecular function: protein binding. Gene Ontology annotation, biological process: mRNA export from nucleus; signal transduction; regulation of DNA-templated transcription elongation. The record is from RefSeq and is a predicted model, not a curated record.